AUGCUUCUGGAGCAUCAAUCUAGUUUCAAAGUUCUUUGUUCUUUCGCAAUGGCGCAAAAUGCCAUACUUUUAGCCACGGCGGGCGUCUUGUUUCUUGUAUACGUAGCUGGUCAAUAUCGCCGCCGCUCUAAACUCCCACCUGGACCACCGGGGCUCCCUUUGCUGGGAAAUCUCCUUCAAGCACCCAGUUCCUCCCCAUGGGUGAAGUUCCAAGAAUGGAAUCAACAGUAUGGCCCGCUUGUCAGCGUCACCUUUGGUAGUAACAUCGUGAUUCUUGUCGGCGACUACGACAUGGCCAAGGACUUGCUGGAUAAACGCUCUGCCACAUAUAGCGCACGUCCUCGUAUGGUUAUGGCCGGAGAGUUGAUGUGUAAAGAUCAAUAUAUGCUACUUCGACAACCCACUGAAAGAUAUCUGCUGCAUCAACGGUUGGAGUCUCCAGUACUGAGUUCCAGAGCUGCACCAUCAUACGAACCAAUACAAGAUAUGGAGAGCAUGGUACUGGUGCAUAACUUGCUACGGAGUAACAAUGUCAAGAAGUACCUGGAGAUAUAUGUCGCCAGCGUCGCUUAUAUUCUAAUGUACGGCUUCCGUAUCAUAACCAAUGAUGAGUGGCAGAUGCACGCUGCACACGAAGUAUUACAGAACUUCGUCAAUGCUGCGCAACCUGGUGCUUGGCUUGUCGACACUAUACCAGCGCUCCAAUACUUGCCUACGUUCCUCGCCCCCUUUAAAAGACACGCCGAGGCCCAUUAUCAAAAGACAACAGACCUACACAUGCGCAACAUGAAACAAGGCUUGGAUAGCAAGAGCUGGAACUGGUCAAAAGACUUUUGCGCCGCGAAAGAGGCUGCAACUAUGUCUCAAGAAGAGAUUGCUUGGGAUCUCGGCGUUUUGCAAGACGCAGCAAUCGAAACGUCAGACGUCUUCUUGCAAAUAUUUAUGUUCGCUUGCAUCUCCCAACCGGACUUCAUGGCCACUGCACAAAAGGAGAUUGAUGGAGUAGUGGGACCUGACGGAUCACGCAUGCCAGGCUUCGCGGACAUGGAAAGAAUGCCAUAUAUCAGUGCCAUUGUCGAAGAACUCUUUCGCUGGCGGCAUGUCAUGCCGGGUGGAGUCUCACACGCUUCAUCAAAAGACGAUUGGUACAACGGGUAUCUUAUUCCUAAAGGGGCAACUGUAAUCCCUGUGUGGAAGACAAUGCGCGAAGACACCGGCCGAUACGAGAACCCAGCGGAGUUCCGCCCGGAACGUUGGCUGGGGGUGAAAGGACAGCCAAAUAACUGGGGCUACGGCAGAAGGAUCUGUGCAGGGCGCCACAUCGCAGAAAGAACGGUUAAGAUUGCGGUGGCAAGAAUUCUUUGGGCGUUCCACGUGCGACCAGCCGACGGGAAGAAGGUUGCGAUGGACGAAAGCUUAUUUGCUGGAGGCUUUGUAUCAAACCCUUACAACCUGGAUGUUGUUUUUGAACCCCGAAGUGACACUCACAAGAUGGUUAUAGAGGAAAACUUCAGGACGGCGGAAAAAGACCCCGAUAAUAUCAUGGCGGGCGUUUUCGAUUCACAGAACAAGAAUGGGUUUAAGAUGAGGAGCACUUAGAUGCAUCAAUGCGGCGCGGAAGCAACAUCCAUGCGACAACCCAUGUCGUGUCACACUUUAUUCAACAUAUCUUAUUGAGUCCUAGCACACAGCCUUCCGCAUGCUCUUCUUAACGCGGCAUGUGUAGCUUGUAUUUCAGAAUUAAGAAGGGCUUUCCAAAGAGGAGAUGCAGGAGUUGGUCCCAUUUUUUAACAGGGGUUUAGUACGGGAACGAAUCAAUUAGAUAAUAAAGCCCGUGCGCCUACACUACUAGACUAUAAGUAAGUUAUACUAUAUAAAUCACCGCUACGCUUAAUCAUAGGCUCAUAAUGACUCAUCACUUUCGUAAUAACCACGGAACAUGAGCCCUGCCUAGAGCCCUGCCUAGAGCUCAACGGCAGAUUUAUUGUAUUUUUUAAUACGUAGUGUUUGUGCCGUAAGCAAUAUGCGAUGAUUAAAUAGUAUACUUAAUAAUAUGCUCAUACCACUAGUAAUAUUGAACUACUUGUUUUCAGCGUAUUUCUGUUUACAUGAAGCGUAGUCAGCGCUUAUUACAUAUGUAUCUAACUUACACGUUUCUAGGAGAGGUUAGUGUACAGAAAUGCGGCGUUUUGCUAUACAGUUUAGCAACUAAACCCAUCGAAACUAGUUCUAGAAGAUAGAUCAACUAUAGAUCGUUAGGCAUCUGCAUAUACGCGAGAUGCAUAAAUAGAUUUGCUUAUCUACGUUGUUGCUUGUCGUAGCUCUCAAUCUUUCUUUUCUUCCUGACUGUUCCGCUACUCUUCUAGUUACUAUCUUCCAGCGCUCGUGCGCAGCAAAGGUUGUCUUUACUUCUAGAACCAAGAGGGUAAAAAAAAGUGGACUUCUCUUUAGGGGUCUCGACGCCCUCUCUGAUCCAGAGUGUCAAGGUAUAAAAGGAGUCGGGUAUGGAAGUUUC
Periconia digitata is the source of this 2515-nucleotide messenger RNA. Lineage: Eukaryota; Fungi; Ascomycota; Dothideomycetes; Pleosporales; Periconiaceae. The record is from the annotation of a GenBank genome assembly.